Thalassophryne amazonica is the source of this 1331-nucleotide messenger RNA. RefSeq names its product GPALPP motifs containing 1 (gene gpalpp1). NCBI's taxonomy places the organism in Eukaryota, Metazoa, Chordata, Actinopteri, Batrachoidiformes, Batrachoididae. The transcript has 7 exons. The record is from RefSeq and is a predicted model, not a curated record. Bases 16 to 1203 code for a protein of 395 amino acids.
AACUUCCUGUUGUUUAUGGCAUUCAGUUCACUGGGUUUUCUUUCGGUAAACUUAGGCCGUCUUCGGCCAAGGCAUACUCGCCGAAUCCCCCAUCCUCCGAAUGGUUUGCGCUUGAAACUCCCACACUCCGCCCGGAAUCUGUCCCGCAGAAAGAUGUCGUCUCCUAAACUAAUCGGGCCUGUUUUGCCCUCUGUGUUCAGUAAGAGGAGUGACGAAGAUACCGAUGAUGAAAAAGAAUUUGCUGGACCUGCUUUGCCUCCUGGUUACAAAAGAAAAAAACAGUCAAGCUCGUCAGAUGAGAGCGAGCAGGAGUUAGCGGUCAAAAAAACCAAGAGUCACGUGGGUGGAGAUGGACCUGCACAGCACAGGGUGAAGAAGACAAACUUCAAGGAAGAUGAUGAUGAUGAUGGCUUCUUUGGUCCAGCUCUCCCACCAGGAUUUAAGAAAAAGAGUUCUCCGGAGAGGCCGCCCAUGCUGGGGCCAGCUUUGCCUCCUGGGUUUUGCCGAAUAGUAGACCGUACCGACGAUGAUGGUGAAGAUCGUGAGAGUUUCCCAGGGCCUGCCUUACCACCAGGAUAUCAGGUAGAUCUGUCCAGCAGUGAUGGAGAGGAUGAGGAUGUGGUUGGACCAAUGCCUGCCAAGGAGCCUGUUCAGCAUUCUGUUGCUCUGGACUUUGAGCGCAGGGCACAAAAGAUGAAAGAGAGACUGACACAACAACCAGCUCCUGAGGUUUUGACCAGAGAAACCUGGAUGACUGAGCUCCCACCCGAGCUGCAGCAUGUUGGUUUAGAGGCUCGAACCUUCAAGAAGAAGUCGGGUCCAGAGAACAAAGACCGCUCUAUUUGGACAGAUACACCUGCAGACAGGGAGCGCAAAGCCAGGGAGCGCCACGAGGGAAAGAAAAAAAAUGAAACACAAAGUGACAGCAUCCCACAAAUUUCUCACAAGGACUUGGAAAUGGCGGAUAAAGUGUCAAAGUAUAAUGAGUCUCAGCGUGGUGAGUCCCUGAUUAGUUUGCACAAAAAGAAGAUGAAGGAAAAAGCAAAGGAGAAGGCUGAUAAACCAGUGGAGAGGAGAGCGUUCGAUCGGGAGACGGACCUUCAGGUCAACAGCUUUGACAUCGCGCAGAAGAAACAGCUGCUGAAGAAAUGUCAAGAACUGAACACACGGUUCUCCCACAGCAAGGACCGAAUGUUCCUCUGAAAAACUUUCCACAUCUUUAGUUAGUGGAAGCUUGUAUAAUAUGGACUAUUUUUCUGUGAUUGCUGUUGUGUACCACAAAAAAAGACUGGAAUUUAAUUGUGUGUUAUGGCAUUAAAAUCUCUCUUUGA